Molecule: messenger RNA, 2647 nt
Organism: Leptopilina heterotoma
Lineage: Eukaryota; Metazoa; Arthropoda; Insecta; Hymenoptera; Figitidae
Exons: 2
Coding region: 1-615 (204 amino acids)
Source: RefSeq, a predicted model, not a curated record
AUGGGAAAAAUUACGAGAAAAAACACAAAACUAUGUGGUUUUACAACACGUCGAAUACGUCAAAUUGUACAACAACGGACACUAGAGGAUCAACAACUUUUUCAAAAUCAUGUUACUUCGGUAGUUGCGGAAGAAAAAAAAGAUACAGGAGUAUCAGAAAUAUCACCUAUUUCAUCUAACGACAGUUCAUCUAAUUUUAGCGUUGACGCACCAUCAUCAAAUGUAGAUGACUUAAACAUCGGCAUUAAUUCCUCUUCACAAUCAAUCAUACACAUUAAAGACAAUUCAAGCACAUCAUAUCUUGAAAAGAAGACAUUCGAAGUGGAAGCCAAUUUCAUUGAUGAUUUCAUUUUAAAUGAGAAUUCUUCUGAUAGUUCCGACACCGAAUCUGAAACAACUUGUAACGAAGAUGCAAGAAAAUUAAAUAGUAACCUAGAAGAAGAUGACCUUUCUGAUGAUGACCUAUAUGCAGAUCACCCGGACGAAGAUGGCACUGAAGUUCUUGACUCUUCAAAUAGUGAUGUAGAUAGUAUACAGAAUACUCCAUUUGCAAUGAAGCUACGUGACUGGGCUCUUCGAUUCCAUAUAACUUUAAUUGCGCUGUCUGCGUUAUAACUAUUGCUCAGACUUUUUGAUAACACAUUACCUCUUGAUGCACGAACCCUAUUAAGCACGCCAAAAAAAAUAGAAACUGUUGAGAUGUGUGGUGGAUUAAUAAGAGCCGUAGAAAAUAUAAUUUGUGAAAGAAGACGUAAUAGUAAUCCAGAUGAAAACAUUAAAUUGUUAAUAAAUGUGGAUGGUCUGCCUAUUUCGAAAAGCGGAACUAACAGUCUGUUGUUGAUUUUGGGUUCUGAUACAAAGUCUGAGACUGUUUAUCCUAUUGGCGCUUUUUAUGGAUUAAAAAAGCCCGUUGAUGCAAAUUACUUUCUACAUGAAUUUGUUGAGGAAGCAAUAAUUAUUUGUCAGAAUGGAGUAAAAAAUAAAUCCGUUACAUUAGAAGCUGUCAUUUGUGAUGCAAAAAAGCUUAUUAAUCUAUGGCUAAACGGACCUUCAAAUGUGAAACUUCCCUCUGAUGUGGUUCAGAAGAUAUCAGAUCGAUUAAUAUUAUUGCGGAAUUCAGUCCCUGAUGAAUUUAAUCGAAGACCAAGAACACUCUGGGAAUUUAAAUUCUGGAAGGCGACAGAAUUCCGCACAUUCCUGUUAUAUGCGGGAAUUAUCGUUCUCAAAAAUCUUCCAGGAUUCCCACCUAAGUUCUAUUGUCAUUUUUUAUUACUGCAUACAGCAGUUUCGAUCCUAGUAAGUGAGAGGCAUAUUUAUAACCCCAGCAACAUCGAAGUAGCUCAUGAAAUGUUAGAACUUUUCGUAAAGGACUUUGAACAACUUUAUGGAAAAGAACACAUUUCGUAUAACGUGCAUAAUCUUUUACAUAUAUGUGAAGACGUAAAGCGAUUUGGGACAUUAGGGAAUUUCAGCGCCUUCCGAUUCGAAAACUAUAUGUCUUCUGUGAAGAGAAUGUUGAGAAAAGGUGAUAAGCCGUUGCAGCAAAUAGCUAAACGAUACGCAGAAGUUGAAAAAAGCAAAAAAAACUGCUGUUCAAUUAAUAAAGUGACAUUACAACAACCUCAUCACAUGGGACCAUUAACAGAAAAGUAUUCAUCAAAUAUUCGUGAGCAGUAUAAAAUUUUGAAAAGUAAAGGGUUAUUUAUAAACUGCGAUGUCGUUAAAAAUAGUUGUGUUCUGCUCGAGGAUAGAACGUUCCUUAUCACUGAGAAUAUUAUCAAACGUGAUACAGAAGAUAUUUGGUUGGUAGGAUACAAGCUUCCUUUCAAAAACAAUUUAUACAGUUUUCCUGAUUCGAGUCUCAUAGACAUUUACAUUGCAAAUGCUGGUAAUAAUAAUCAAAGAUUUUGCGUACUACUGAAAAAUGUUUUAUCUAAAGUGUGGAGAAUUCCAACUUCGGAAGGAGAAGUGCUUAUACCAUUAUUGCAUUCAAGGGAAGAAAUAUAAAUAAUCUGUUCAAGAAAAUUUCUUUAUUGAGUAAUCUCCAUGGAUUUAUUAGACUAUUUAAUUCAAUGAUCAAGAUACAUCGAAAUAUGGCAGCUGAAUUAACAAGUUAACAAUGAAACAAUGAAACCAAUGGAAGUAAAGUACAUUAGUACUGUUAGGCUGCUAACAAUUAUCAAUGAAAACAACACUAUGGACCCAAAUUAAGAGAAAUUAUGAAACUUUUCUCCAAAAUUCUUGAGAGGGUAGUGCUGGAAUAACUUACUUGAAAAUUGACAGCUACAGAUAUAACUUGACAAGAGAGUGGACAUCGAGGCGUGUUUCAAUUUGUUUUGGUGAUUGCAGUUACAAUUAAAUUAUCUCAUAAUAUAUAUCUAAAUCAUAUUAUUAUGAUGGAUAAUGAAGUAAGAAUCAUGAAAGGACGAGUCAAUGCGAUUUAUUCAUGUUUAAAUUGAAGUACCAAUCAUUUUAGUUGAUUUACUUUGAAUAUUCGAUGGUAGUUUAUUUAUUUUGUGUCAACUUCUCAUAUCUAUCUAUAUUCAAAUUUACUUUUCCAGUAAUAUUUUACAACAUGAAUGAUCGGAAUCUUAUUUUAAGACACUUCCUUCUUUGUAUUCUACAUCACAAGCUGAUAUGUAAACUU